Molecule: messenger RNA, 591 nt
Organism: Aplosporella prunicola CBS 121167
Lineage: Eukaryota; Fungi; Ascomycota; Dothideomycetes; Botryosphaeriales; Aplosporellaceae
Exons: 1
Coding region: 1-591 (196 amino acids)
Source: RefSeq, a predicted model, not a curated record
AUGGCCACCCCCACCCCCACAGACAACCCAAGCACAAUGUCAACCGAAACCACCACCACAAUCCACACCUACCACUGCCACUGCACACAGCUCCUCCUCGCAACCGGGACAGCGCUGUCCACGCUCCCACAGCGCGGAGCCGCCACGCCCUCGAUCCCAGACAGCACAGGCACGCUGGACGCUGCGUACAUAUUGCCGCUUAGUAGCGCUAUCGAGGACACCAACAACAACGACCCCUCUUCCACCACCACCAAUGACCCUCGCACCCACCCCACCGAAGACGACGAAGACGAAACAGCAACGACCCACCGCCCACACGCGCACCUCCUGCACCUCGCGCGCACGAACUCCGCGCCCAUAAUCGUGCAGCGCGCCGACGGGCUCGAAAAGCGCUAUCCCGCGCGCUGUGAGCGGUGCGGGCUUGUGGUUGGGUAUUGGUUGGAUUGGGCGCAGUACACGAUGGGUGCUGGGGCUGGAGUGAAGGAGAAGGAAACAAGGAGGGGCAGGAGGGAAGACGUCAUGUACAUCCUCCCCGGGGCCGUGGUCGAGACGAGGAAGAUGGUGGGCGCGGCGGCGGGUGCGAAGGCGUAG